Molecule: messenger RNA, 625 nt
Organism: Cylas formicarius (sweet potato weevil)
Lineage: Eukaryota; Metazoa; Arthropoda; Insecta; Coleoptera; Brentidae
Exons: 3
Coding region: 1-597 (198 amino acids)
Source: RefSeq, a predicted model, not a curated record
AUGCGCUCUUCCCUCAUAUCGUGGCUGCUUCUUCACUUCGCCCUGUGCUGCUUCGCGGGUCCUACCGGUGAAGAAUACGACGAGAACGCGAGAAGUUUAAACGCCAAAGAUGUGCUCUCCUCAAUUGCGAGCAACUUAAUGUCGCGAGGCUACGGUACUACGGGCGCCGGAGGUUCCCAGGUCAUAUCGCUGAACCUCACGAACCUCCUGGUGCUGUUUCUUUUGAAAGCGUUGAUCUUCGCUGCCGCCUCAUUAGGGGCGGGACACUUCAAGGACUACAACAAAGGAGACUGGGCUAGGAGCAUCGACGGCGACGAAAAGCUAUUGACCGACGAAGAAGUGCUCUUGUUUUUGAGUUACCUCACGGGUUCGCCGGGCAACAACGGAUGUUUACAGAACGUGGCGUGUCAGCAGCCCCAGCAAGCGAGGAAGUACGUGAACGCGGGCGAUUUGCUCUUGAAAGCCGCGAAAAUGUUUGCCCUCGACCCUGACGUUAACUACGAUUACGUUAUCAGGGAAGUUGACCAGGCCGCUACGGUGGGCUCCUCUGGGGGCAGUUGCAGCCGCUUCAAAUGCGGCUACGCGGACGCAAGUUAACGUUAUGGUUGAUCUAGAUGAAUAUGUU